Messenger RNA from Haliotis rufescens (red abalone), 7573 nucleotides. RefSeq names its product germinal-center associated nuclear protein-like. Gene Ontology annotation, molecular function: nucleic acid binding. The coding region runs from base 183 to 6989 and encodes 2268 amino acids. The record is from RefSeq and is a predicted model, not a curated record. Gene Ontology annotation, biological process: mRNA export from nucleus. The transcript has 27 exons. Gene Ontology annotation, cellular component: nucleus; cytoplasm; transcription export complex 2. Lineage: Eukaryota; Metazoa; Mollusca; Gastropoda; Lepetellida; Haliotidae.
UGACCGGAAGUUUUGAGUCGUAAGGUGUCUAAUCACACCGGGAAAACUCACUCUCUAACUGGUUACAUGUGCAUGUUUAGGGUAUCGCAGAGAAAAAUCUAGAAAAGAUAUGCGGAGUAGCUGUGAUUCGCUCGAAGCCUGAUGUCCCUGAGGAAGUGCUUGUAAGUCAAGACCAUUCCAAGAUGAGUGGAUUUGGCCAAUCUGGUUCUGGCUUUGGUCAGACAAAUCCUUUUGGACAGAUGAAGCAGACAGGCUUUGGCCAGACACAGUCCUCCAUGUUUGAACAGACUCAGGCAUCCAACUCCACCCAAUCAUCCGUUUUCGGACAAAGCUCAUCGACAGGCUUUGGUCAAAAUCCAGCACCCACACAAACAACAUCUAUGUUUGGACAGAGCUUAUCAACAGGCUUUGGUCAAAAUCCUGCACCUACACAAACGACAGCCGUGUUCGGACAGAGAGCAUCGACAGGUUUUGGCCAAAAUCCAGCACCCACACAAACAACAUCUGUGUUUGGACAGAGCUUAUCAACAGGCUUUGGUCAAAAUUCAGCACCUACACAAACGACAGCCGUGUUCGGACAAAGUGCAUCGACAGGUUUUGGUCAAAAUCCAGGACUUACUCAGACAUCUGUUUUUGGACAAAGCUCCUCUUCAGGUUUUGGUCAGACUCCGGGUCAAACACAGACGCCAUCAGUUUUUGGACAACCACCAACUUCUAGUUUUGGUCAGAGCCAAUCAAGUGGUUUUGGCCAAACUCAGUCAAAUGUUUUUGGUCAAAGCCAACCAACUGGCUUUGGGCAGACCUCAGCAAGCACCACAGCUCAGUCAAAUAUUUUCAUGGCCACUUCAGGAGCUGCAUCUGCCGCAUCCCAGUCCAACCCGUUUGCAACAUCGUCAGUCUUUGGACAAAGUGGGAAUCAGGGGGCAUCUCAAACCACAUCAGGUGGAUUUUCUUCACAGCAUGCUCAAGGGGCGGUGGCUGGGUCAGGGUUUGGGAGCAGCGGGGGCAUGUUUGGUGCCAAGGACUCGAAGGUGACAGGAGCCUCAACCUUCCAGACAUCAGCAUUUGGAACAUCGACAACCCCUACGUCAUCUGCCUUUGGUGGAAAGAGUUCUGUAUUUGGUGGAAGUUCUUCAAAAGCAGUAUUUGGUGCAACCACUAAUGCAUCAGACAGAUCAGGUUUUGGUGUUACCACGACAACUGGUAAAUCUCUUUCGCCUGUGUUUGGAGGACCGCCUGUCACCUCUUCCAUCUUCUCAGCAGCCACCCAGUCUUCUGUCUUUGGUGCCAAGAAAGAGUCAACUCCAGUCUUUGGCCAUUCUGAUUCAGGAAGUGUAUUCGGAGGUGCGAAGAAAGAUUCUUCCUCAGUAUUCAGAGCCCCAAGCACCACCAGGGCAUCCCCAACAUUUGGUGGUGUCGGGAAAGGGAGUAGCACUUUAUUUGGAGCCAAAACAAGUGCUAAAGCGACCUCUGAGAAUCUGUUCAAAUCUGCAGGAUCAAGCAGCAGUGGUCGACAUUUUGGGAAGAAAUCGGACCUUCCUUCCACUGACCUCGUAACGGAGCAAGCUCCUCUGUCGCACACCUCGAGUGCAAGUCAGGCUACUUCAAGCAAGCCGAUCUCAAGCGUGUUUGGCAGCAGUAAGGUGUUCAUGGGUGGGGCAGGAAGCACAGGGGGGUUUCCUGUCACGGGGGGAAGGUCCGGGGGUCAGUCCGGUCCAGAUGAUGAGACAGGGGAAACAAAGCCUGGAGCCAAGACCUUGUUUGGAAAGACGACGUUCAAGUCCACAGCAUCAGUGUUCCGUGAAUCCGAGAAACCGAGAUCAGAAGCAGGACUGUUUGGUGCUCCGAUGAAGAAGGAAUCAGGCAGCGGUCGUCUGUUUGGAGGGGAGGAACGAGAGACUGUGAUGGAGGAAGAUAGGAACAGGAAGAGGAGCAUCCGAAGAGAUGACGAGAGUACCUCAAAGAGAGGCCGGAGCCUGUUUUCCAGUGCUUUGGGUGGUUUAGGUGGGCGGGGCAUGAGGAGUGACAGGACAGAGACCCGCCCCUCUGUGAGUGACAGGACAGAGCCCCGCCCCUCUGUGAGUGACAGGAGAGAGCCCCAUCCAUCCACGUCCAGGUCGAGGGGCCAGGACAUGGAGCCAGGACAGGAAGGAAGUCGUGAGUCAAGAUCCAGCACCACAAUGAGGCUGCGUAGACUGCCAUCAGUAGCGGAGGACGUGACUUCAAAGAUUGCCAUCAUCUGUAAGAGCAUCCCCACCAAGUUCAACAAGGGCUCCAUUCUGCGUAAACAUUUCUCCAAGUACGGCUCCGUGUCCAAGGUGUUCCCAAAUGUCAACAAGAAAUCUGCAACCAUUCACUUCCAUGACCAUAAAACUGCUGCCGAGGCCAAGUCCCGUGGAAGAGUUCUGGCAAAGGGCAUCCCACCGAUGCAGAUCUUCUGGAGUUCCCACUCCCCCGGUGUCGCGAGGUCAACAUCAGUCACAUCUGCAGCUUCACCAGAGGGGUCUGAGACAUCACCUAUUAUGAACAGCGACACUGUUGAAGGUAAGAGUGUCAAGAAGUCCAAGUGGGAUGAGGAUGAGGUGGAUGAUGAACUGAGCAGUAUGGCCGGGACUAGGGACAUACAGAGAGCUGUCAGCAAGAAGGUCGCCCUCCCACGAGACCCGUCACCAGCAAGCUAUGAGAGACAUGGAGCCAUGUCAAGCCACAGCCCAGGUCGGACCUCCCCCAAACCCAGCCCCACCAAGACCACUUCCGACACAGUGUCGCUGAGCAGCCUCCGCACCGCUGUGGCCAAGAAUGUCCAUGACAUGAUCAAGAUUCUGGACCAGCGGGACAAGUUCAUCCGGGAAGGACGCACCAAGCAGUCCAACCUGGCCACAGCGCGGGCGUUCGUGGGGACGUGUAUGGACAUGUGCCCGGAGAAGGAGAGGUAUGACAGGGAGGAGAAGCGCCGACUCGGCAUGUUUGAGUAUGUUCCUGGAUCGGAGAACAUCCCCGGUCAGAAUCCCCGCGCAGAUCACUCCCGUGUUGUGAAAGAGUAUAGCAGAUCGUCGGCAGAUCAGGACGAGCCCCUGCCCCACGAGCUGCGCCCGAUCCCCGUGUUGGUGCGCACCAUGGACUACCUGCUGACGGAGAUCGCGGACAAGGGCACGGACGGACGCUGGAUGGACUGGUAUGGCUUCCUGUGGGACAGAACACGAGGAAUCAGGAAGGACAUCACCCAGCAGCAGCUCAUCAACCGGGAGGCGGUGGAGCUGCUGGAGAAAUGUGCCCGGUUCCACAUCUUCUGCUCCGAGCGCCUGUGUGAGGAGGACAUGCACGUGUUCGACGAGAAGAUCAACAACGAGAACCUGACCAAGUGUCUGCAGACUCUGAAGGAGAUGUACCAUGACCUGGAUGUCAAGCAUCAAGUCUUCUGUCCCAAUGAGGCAGAGUUCCGCGCUUUCAUUGUCCUCAUGAAUCUCAAUGAGGGGGACACACUCAGAGAAGUUCAGACGCUCAGGUCAGAGGUCCGCAACAGCUGGGAGAUCAAGUUUGUCAUCAAGGUGUACACAGCACUCAACAGCAACAAUUACGUGCGCUUCUUCCGUCUUGUGAAGGAGUCAUCUUUCCUGAAUGCUUGCAUCAUCCAUCGGUACUUCACGCAAGUCAGAAGUCUGGCGCUGCAGACGAUGAUCAAAGCUUUUGGAGGGAAGAAAUCCCAGUUCCCACUGACCGAACUUGUGAGGAUCCUCUCCUUCGAUGAUGUCAAUGAAGCAGCAGCAUUCUGUAGUUUUUAUGGCCUGAGAGUUGCCGAUAGCGCUGUCGUAUUGGACAAGAACUCUUUAAUGGUUCCAGAAAGUGCCUAUUCUCCACGCAGAGCUAUAACACUGAUCGAGUCAAAGAGAAUGGUUCCUGUCGGAGAGGUGAUCAGUGGGUCGGCCCUCCCUCCUCUCCAUCUGCCAGAACCUCACUGCAGCUUUGAUGACAACGGCAGGUUCAGACUUGGUCAGGAUAUCCUCAAGUAUGAUGGAGCCAAGGGCAAGAAACAGGUGGAGAAGUCUGUUCCUGAUAAGAAACCCACACCAGUGUCAGCAGUGGUGUUGCAGACACCAGCCUCUCCAUCUACACCGGUGCAGUCUCCGCUAGCCGAGACCACAACCCAGGAGGAGUCGGCGGCAGCAGCAGCAGCAGCAGAGACUGCACAGUUUUCUAAUGAGGCUGUGAAGAUGAUUGCAAAGGAGCUGUUCUGGGAGGUGAUCGAUGAGUUUGUGAAGGAGAUCUCUACAGGCUACGUGAGGGCGGUGCAGCUGUACCUGGAUGCUGGGAAGAAGACAGUGGAGGAGAUUGUUGUCAUUGGUACGGCAACGCUCAUCAGACAGGUGUGUGACGAGGUGUUCACAGAGGAGACAGAGAGGCAGCAGCAGGUGUUGGCUGCGGAGCUGGAGGAUCGUCGAUGUCGGAUGUCAGAGGACAUCUGCCGGGACCUGGUGGAGGACGUCACACAGCAGGAAGCUCACAGUCUCGCAGUGGCUCAAGUCCGGGAGGUUCAAGCCCAGCUGAAGAAGGAACGCGCAGAGCGAUGUACGACAGUGGUGACGGACGAGGUUGUGGAGGACACCCUAGCCGGGCUCAUCCACGAGAUCAGUGGAGAGGUCCAUCGCAUUGAUGUCGUCCAGAGACUUGCUAAACUGGAAGCCAUUGAGAGACAAGUGAAAACCCUGCGUUCAUGUCGCUUCCUGCAGAUCUGGAAGAGGGAACAUGCUAAACGGGUCAAACUGAAGCGGGCGAUGUUGGCGUUCCCGUGUGCCCCGAGCACGCAGGAUGUUCACUCACAGCUGCAGACGCUGUUGCCAGAUCGUUGCAGCGAUGGAGUGGUCAAUGGGAGGAUGUAUGUCAACCAACAGGCAAUGGUUACCAUAGAGACGCCUAUGGCCAUUGAGAAGCGAGACAAACUCUUCAUUGCGAGACACUCGCUGAUCAUGCUGACCCAUCGGCUAUUAAAGGAGAAGGCGUGGCAGCCGUUAGACAUUCCUGCUGUCGCUGGAAAGGAGUUUGAAAAAAUCUUCCUCAAACAGAGGGAUCCAGAGACAUAUAUUGCAGAGACAGCCCCAGAGAUAACAUGGAAGCUGACCGUGUCGCUACCGGACACAGCGGCGGUGACCACAGUGGACUCGGAUGUUGGCGAGCUGGUCAACAAGUGGCUGUGUGCAAAGUUGCAGAGAGGAGAUGUACCUGACAACCCGCAUCUCAAGUACAGGGGCGAGGUUUUGAGUUUGUACCAUUCCAUGGUAAAGAGACAAGGGAAACAACCCCUGCAGGUUGGAGUGUGUGUGAGGACGGUGAUGGGAACUCUCAACAAGAAGGAGGUACAGAAGGUGGAAGACAAGCGCCUCCUGCUGGGCAGUGCUGGAAUCCUCUUCGUCCUUCCUCCGGUUGACGACAACCAAGCUUACUGGAAGCAAGCCACAGCUCGUCUUGCAGGAGUUCUACACGCCAAGCCCAAGUCUCCUGCACUACCACUGGUCAUUGUUUUACCAGAAUCAGCCAAUGGGAGCUUAUCUGUGAGUGAGCUGAUACAGAGGCUAGAGUUAAACAGUUUCCAGGAUGAUGGACUGGUGUCGGUCGUGGACAAACUCUCUCUCCCUGCAGGUGUAGUGGAGCUGGAGGCCGACCUUCCUCAAGCCGCUGACAGGUUGUCGGAGAGUGUCGUGUGGCUGGUUGAACACAUGGCGGAGUUGCCAACGCUGCUGACGGCACGGGUGGAUGACUACGUGGAGGAACUACUACUGCAGGAGUACUUCACCCCCGUCCUGCACAACCUCCGUCGCAACAAGGAGAGACACACACUGCACCAGGCUCCCAACACCCUGAUAACUCUGUACAACUGUGCGGUGGAGCAUCUGGCCGAGGUGGCAUCAGCAGCCUCCCUUGCUACACUCUCCUGUCCGAUACCCGAGUUUGUUUGGUGCUACCAGAAAAAAGAGUUGCCAGCAUCCCACUGGAACACGUCGGAGCACCUGAGUCACCUGUACGAGGAGAUCUCCCUGCUGCAGCUCCCUCGCUUCCGCUACUACGACUACGACUGCAACUCCUGGGAGCAGGUGUGCUCCGACGUGUGGGCCUUCGUCCAGGACGUGGUCAAGCAGAACAAGGGGAAGAACACCAUCCAUCUGGCCACAAGGAUCAAGAGUUUGCUGCAGAAGGUACAGGAGGAAUUUAACGAUGUGUGUUACCUGGUGGAGGGGGAGGACAGGUGUGAACCCACCUACGUCAACAUGCCCUGGACGGAUGUCAUCGACGCCUGCAUCACCUACAGACUCACCUGUCUCCCCAUCAUGGACAAACAUUCACAGGAGCACCCUCCCCGGGAGCUAGUGGUGUAUUACUCGGAGGAUGAGUUCAAUGACUUUGCCGCCCCCGAGUCCUGGAAGGAAGCCAUGUUUGACAGCAAUAUUGAUUGUCUGACAGUUUUGGAGACUGUAGGGAAAGCUGUGGAGAAGAAGCACGAGAAGUGUGCAGCCAUGUCAAAGGAGGAAGAGACCCCAAUCCUCAUGUCCAUGACGGAGGGCUCCUACGAGACAGACAUGCACCGGUCUCUAAUGUCAAAGUGUUCCUCUCUGAUGACCUCCAUAGCAGCAGAGAAGGAGAAGGAUCGCAAGUUUGAGAAGUACCUGGAGUCUGUGUUGCUGGAGGGAAAUGUAGGGAUGGAUGCCGGGAUGGAUGCCGGGAUGGCUGCCGGGAUGGCUGCCGGGAACUUCCUGGCUGCUGCAUCAGGCGGGGCCUGUGACUGGUACCCUGCUGCUGGGAGGAACGCUCAUCAGGCUCUGGGGAGGAAUGGUGUGAAGGGGCCAGAACAGAACUCGGAUACGGAAGUGGAACAAUGUGAGGAGGAUGUGGACAUGACCAUCGGUGGGAGAAUGAGCAGCCUGCAGGACAAGGUGGAUGCUUUCAGACAGGAGAGUCACCUGUUUGAAAAGAGGCUGGAAUUCUUGUUGAAUUCGUAAUGGAGAUUUAGGUUCAUCAGCAGCCAUGUGACUAUGGAGGCGAUGCAGCUGAUGAUGAUGCCGUUGGUCAGGUACCUGUAUCUUCUUUCAUGCUGUGAUCUACACUGGAUGACUAGUUCUCAGUUGGCGGUCAUGUUCAAGCAGUGAUGACACAUCAGAGCGUUAUUCCUUCUAUGACAAAGUUGUUAGUACACAGUGCUUCUCACCGACACAUUUGUCUUUGACACAGAAAGUGCUGAACUAGGAUCCUUCCUGUACCGGUGCAUGAACAGUUUUUGUGCGUUUCAGGUUCAUAAAGAGAUGUCAGUUUUGUACCAGUGUGGAAGCAAGGAAUCAUGUGUUUUGUCAAAUCUAUUGUAUAGUCAUGGACUUAUCAUGUCAUGAAUUCAUCGCAAUAUUCUUGAUUCAUAAUCUCUAAGAUCAACAAACUCACAUAUUCACAUAAGUCAUUUCCAUGCAGUUAUUUAUGCAUAUUGAAUGUAGAAAUGAAUUUGCAUUUGAACAGUAUGUCAACGUGCUUUCAUAUUUUCAAGGUGUUUGAGCCUUUGCAAGAAACACCUUGAAAAUAAAUGUUUUGAACGCCA